Messenger RNA from Triticum turgidum subsp. durum (durum wheat), 2016 nucleotides. NCBI's taxonomy places the organism in Eukaryota, Viridiplantae, Streptophyta, Magnoliopsida, Poales, Poaceae. The record is from the annotation of a GenBank genome assembly.
AUGGAAGUUGUGAGGAUGGGGGACGCUAGCGAUGCAUGCUACGAACACGUCCAUGCCAGCCUGGAUUCACUGCUUCAGAGUGCAGCGCCUCUACCUUUGAAAAAGAAUGGCCUGGGCUUUGAGGAACGUGUCAUAGCAAAUGCAGAUGCCAGGCACUCUGCCAAUGGCGAGAACGCAUUAGCUGGUGUUCAGGGUGAUCGCAACCAGAGUGCUGCCAAUUCUUUCAGCACGAAUGCCCUACAGUGUCUCGCAGCGCCGGAGAAAAGGAAGGGUCCAGGCAGGCCGACAAACAGCAGGGAUAAGGCGCCGUAUGAAGGUCUUAGUAUAAGUAAGAGUAAGUGGGGUGGGGGUGUGGUCUGCAUCCUCCCCUUGAGAAUCACCAUUGCCAUACUGAUUCGAAUUUCUUUGAAAAACGGUGUCCUGCAUCUGAUGGAGGUUUCUGUAGCUGAUUCAGCGACCAGUGGCGCAACCAUGGGAGCGGCUAGAGAUGAGUUCGACGGCAUGAAUCUUCCUCCUUCGCCUCCCUCGCGAUUGAUUUCCACAAGUAGCGCAUGGAGCACGACGGAUCUGCCGGCCGAGGGUGGCGACGCCAAUGAGGAGGGCGAGGUCGUACAGGAGCAAGAGUCUGAAACGCAAGAAUUAGGCUGCGUGGUGGAGCAGGUUUCAUGGGAGGAAGGUUUUGGUGAUUUCGAUCCAGCUGCUGACCCAGGCUCACCUCGUAGCACUGGUAGCUCCACCGCGGACAACGAGUCUGGUAAAUUUUUUCUGCAACGGGCUCAUGAUCAUCAAGUAAAGGGCUACGUCAACGUGCGGCGUGCGGGCGUGGCUUCCGAAGACAAUGAGAUGCCGCCAUAUGCCAAGCGAAAAAGAAAGCGAGUUCUAGCCAACGAUUGCAGCGGAGGGGGGCCGAGCAUGCGUAGAUCUCGCCGUACACUAGUUCUUGUGCCCGAAUACCUUGCUGUUGCAGGUCAGGUCGUCCCAGCUCAACCCCCGAGUCUCCUAGCAGAGUCUGCCGUAUUACGUGGUAGGGUGGUGAAAUGUACUUGGAGCUGUCAUCAAAUCCUCCAUCUAGGAUUAAGAUCCUACGGAUUGGUGGAUAGAACUGGCAUGGCGAGUUUGUUAACAGCUGCAUGGACUGGUGAGGCCGAUAGGAGGUUUUAUGCUUGGAUGCUUAGUAGAUUUAGUUGGGAAGACAUGAGAUUCACGUUCCCUGACGGGGAAUAUAGAUAUUUCAGCCCCCGAUCCAUCGUUAGGACUUUGGGUCUGAAAAACAGUGGGCGCCAAGAGAUGUUUGCCUGUGUCCUUUGUAACGGUGGAACUGGUGAGUAUGAUCUCGCCGAGUGGGCAUUUGAAAUCAUCAGAGCAGCUGUAAAGAAAUUGCAAAAAGAUUUGGAGGCUGGGGUGAGAACACUAAUAGUAGGCGGCAGCCAUUUGGCACUCAUUCCGUGGUUCUUCGAUUGGAUUGAUUUUGGAGCAAAUAAUGUCGAGCCGCACACUGUCCCCCGCAUCAGUGUUUACACGGGGCAGAUAUGCAGGAGGCUAAUCUACCUUAUAAGGGAGUAUCCAAAUAUAUUCACUACAAAGCCUUAUGAUGCGUUCAACCCGCUCGAUGAUGUUUGGCACGGUGUAGUCGGAGAGUAUGGUGGAUUCCUACAACAACCAGCUCUGGAACUCAUUGCUGCCAGCCAACAGGAUGCAAUGGUGUCCGUCCAAGAGCAAAGGGGACAGGAGCCAGAUUAUGACUCCGGAAAAAUUACUGCCAUCCAGGAGCAUAGCAUGUUGUCUGAGCAAAGGCAAGGGGGACAGGGGCCAGCUUGCGACUACGGAAGAAAUGGUAAUGCUAAGAAACUAUCAGCUGCAAAAGGAAAGUGGGCAGCGGAUGAUAGCUCAGACUCAUCGAGCAGCGACAGUGACGACGAACCGGUCGAUCGAAGUGUUCGUCUGGCUAGGAGAUUAGAAGAAGCUGGUAGAAGAGGUUUGCAUUGCAUCGUCUACCAAAACGUCCUCCCCACAUGA